AUGGACAUAGUGAUGGACUACAUCAGGGAAUUUGACAUACGGCUCGAGAAGGAAAUGUUCUACGCCGGUGAGACGCUGACGGGCCAUGUCAUCCUUCACACGGUCGAGAACUUCAAGCUCAAGUCUAUCCGCGUUCUCUUGAGAGGAAAGGCACAUUCAGAAUGGAAGGUAGUGGUUUCUGGAGACCGUCGUGUUCUAAGAGACGACCAGUACAUCAUAGACGAUCGAGCAGUCAUAUGGGGUCAUGACAAGAUUGAAGGCCCAAUACCCAUCUUGCCAAGAGGCCUGCAUCAGUUCCCAUUCAGCUUUCACCUGCCAGAAAGUUCUCUACCCUGCUCCUUCGAGAGUAAACCUGGCUACAUCAGGUACUACAUCAAGGUAACUGUAGACAUUCCUUAUUGCUCACCUCCACAAGGAAUGAAAUAUUUCACAAUAAUUGGCCCACACAUCGACUGCAUGGAAGAACAAUAUCUGAAACCAAUGAUUGGGCAAGAUAAGAAAACAACGUGCUGUCUAUGUUGUCAAAAGGGACCAGUUGUCCUCAGAACAGAGCUGGAGAGAUCAGCUUAUGUAUCAGGAGAGGCUAUACGUUUGAGGACAAAUAUUGAUAAUCAGGGAGAAGAAGAAGUGAGACUUUUUAUUAAAUUAGUUCAGUAUGUAGAAUAUUUUAUUGAGAGAGGAGUGUCAGGUGUGACAAAGGAAAUAGACCACCUUGUUCUUGAAUAUAAAGGUGAAGCUAUUCCACCUUGUUCAAGUACUAAGUGGGAUUCAGGACAAGAACUUAUAUUACCGGUUGUUCCACCAUCCUUGGUGGGUUUGUGUCGUCUUCUACAGAUAUACUACGUACUCAAGGUAGGGCUAGAUUUUGAAAAAUCUGGAGAAGGUUUACAAAUGCAUUUUCCUUUAACAGUAGCAACUGUGCCUUUUAGAAUUCCCAAUUCCAAACAAGAAUCAGCCAUACAUUACAGUGUAGCAAGCAGUCAUGUUGAAGGUGGCAUGUAUGUAGGUCCAGAAUUCCUCCUUGGACAAGUGUAUGAUGGUACCAGUGUCAGGCCUGAACCAGUCAUCCUCUACCGUCCUCUAUAUGUGUGUGUCAAUCAGCACUGACUCAAUCUUCAAAUAAUUAAUUUAAUAACUUAACCAUAAUUAAAUUCAAAAAAAGUGUAUGCUAUCACAAGCCCCUUGUACACCAUCCUAAGAUAUAUUACACUGGUUUGUGAAGGCACUAUUAAUAAAAUUUAAAUCAUCCAUAGCUUGAAGGCCACAAACUUUAUUGAUAUAAUUAUCCUAUAAUACAAGAAAUUUGUGUAUAAUUGAUACAAAGUUUUUAAAAUGUCUAGAAGUAAAUUUUUUACCAAGUUGAAGACAAUGUGGUUCAUGGCGCUUUGUUUGAUUGAUAUAAAAAAUCCUGUAAUCAAAUCAACGAAAAAAGUCUUUAAAUAAUGAACUUUCUCAGGAAUAUUUAAGUUACCAUCCUAACGAUUUUACAUAUUAAAAGUAAGCAAUAUGAUUAGAAGAUUAUUUUUAUAAAUGUUCAAAUUUCACCUAGGAAACCAAAAUUAAAUAAUUUGGAUUUUAAAAAACAAAACAACAAUGAUAAAGAAAAGAGUUUGUCUCUUUCCAACCAAUUUGCUUAUAAUAAUAUCUUUAAAAAAUAAUCAUAAUGUACCUAUGAUUUUGGAAUUCUCAUUCCAUAACAAAAAGUUUAAUAUGUACUUAAUAUUCUAUUCAUAUCCAAAUAAGAAAAUUUUGCAUUUCAUACUAAAAUUAUUUAAGGCAACAAAUUAUUACAUUAAAAAAACAGUGUUGUAACAUAAUGGUCUUAUUUUAUUAUUUUUAAUACAUCUGGAUUUCGUAUGAAACAAGAAAUUUUUCUAGCAUCAUGUCUUAGUUGAAAAUAAUGAUUAGAUGCUAAACAUGUAAUUGAUUUGUGAAUAACUUGUUCAUUAAGAGAAGCUCCAAUUAAUAAUUAUAAAUAAAUAUAACUGUAAUAUUUAGUAUGCAGUGUUUUGUUCAUUUAAUCAUUAAUUUUCCUUUUUAUAAUAAAUACAUUUAAGACAACAUUAAUAAUCCAAAUCAUUAUUCAGUGUUUAUAAUAUUUUCAUGACUAUGAUUAAAACUACUUUAUAUGGAAGUAACACACUAAACAAUAAAUGGUACAUUCCUAAAAGUCGUAGUUUAUACAUUUAAGGACAAAUAACAA
Molecule: messenger RNA, 2203 nt
Organism: Nezara viridula (southern green stink bug)
Lineage: Eukaryota; Metazoa; Arthropoda; Insecta; Hemiptera; Pentatomidae
Source: the annotation of a GenBank genome assembly